GGGAGGAGGAGGGCCAUCAGCUGGGCCGGGCUGAUAGCCUAUCUCCCGGGUAAAAGGGAGCAGGCCGCCUCCUCGCCUAUUCCUCCUCCGCGCCAGCCGCUGUCAGAGGAUGGGCAGCAUCACCAGGGAGCCAGCCGACGGAGCCAUGCAGCCCAGCGCCGAGCUGAGCGCCCCCGAGCCGCGCGCCCCCGUCAAGCGGGACUACCAUCACCGGAUCUUUGUGAACCGGAGUCUGGCGCUGGAAAAGAUCAAAUGUUUCGGCUUUGACAUGGAUUACACUCUCGCAAUGUACAAAUCUCCGGACUACGAGGAGCUGGCCUUUGAGCUCUUGCUGGAGCGCUUGGUGUCCAUUGGCUACCCCCACGAGAUCCUGGAGUACAGAUACGACCCCACUUUCCCCACCAGGGGCCUCGUAUUUGACGCCAUGUACGGCAAUUUGCUGAAGGUGGACUCCCACGGGAACCUGCUGGUCUGUGCCCACGGCUUCCGCUUCCUCAAAGGGGCCGAGAUCUGGAAUUAUUACCCCAACAAGUUCAUCCAGAGAGAUGACAUGAAGAGGUUCCACAUCCUGAACACGUUAUUCAACUUGACAGAGACCUACCUGUUUGCCUGCCUGGUGGAUUUUUUCACCAACUGCUCCAGAUAUGUGAACUGUGACACAGGCUAUAAACACGGGAACCUGUUCAUGUCCUUCCGGAGCAUGUUCCAAGAUGUCCGAGACGCCAUGGACUAUGUCCACCUCUCGGGCUCCCUCAAGGAGAAGACGCUGGAGAAUCUGGAGAAAUACGUGGUCAAAGACCCACGGGUGUCUCUCCUACUGAGCCGCAUGAAGGACCACGGGAAGGUCUUUUUGGCCACCAACAGCGACUACACCUACACAGACGCGAUCAUGACGUACUUGUUUGACUUCGGAGAAGACGACGUGCAGGAAGCACCCCAGUGCCGCCCCUGGCGCUCCUACUUCGACCUGAUUGUGGUGGACACUCGCAAGCCCCUCUUCUUCGCGGAGGGCACUGUCCUUCGGCAGGUCAACACGGACACAGGGAAGCUGCGGAUCGGUACCUACACAGGACCCCUUCAACACUGCGCUGUCUAUUCGGGAGGCUCUUCAGACAUGGUGUGUGACCUUUUGGGAGUGAAGGGCAAGGACAUCUUGUACAUCGGAGACCACAUAUUUGGGGACAUUCUCAAAUCCAAGAAGAGGCAGGGGUGGAGGACCUUCCUGGUGGUCCCCGAGCUGGCCAAGGAGCUGCAAGUCUGGACAGAGAAAAGCGAACUUUUUGAAGAGCUGCGGAGCCUGGACAUCUUCUUGGCUGAGCUGUACCAGCACCUGGACAGUGGGAGCAACGAACGGCCGGACAUCAGCUCCAUCAAGAAGCGGAUCCAGAAAGUCACCCACGAGAUGGACAUGUGCUACGGGAAGAUGGGGAGCCUCUUCCGCUGUGGCUCCCGCCAGACCCUCUUUGCCAACCAGCUGAUGCGCUACGCAGACCUUUAUGCCGCCUCGUUCAUCAACUUCCUCUAUUACCCUUUCAGCUACCUUUUCCGGGCACCACCUACCCUGAUGCCCCAUGAAUCCACCGUGGAGCACACCCGGGUGGAGUUCAGCGAGAUGGGUCUCCUGGCAGGGCAUGUGAUGCCCCUACACAGGCCGCUGCAGAAGCUGCACAACGCUUCCCAGGAAGACACCGAUGAUGAGCACGACUGAGCCAGACCCCAACGGAGGAUGUGGAAGGAAAAUCUCGAGUGGGACAAAUGCCUUAAGCUGCUAAGAGAGGGGUGGGGGG
Messenger RNA from Lacerta agilis (Sand lizard), 1787 nucleotides. Its product is annotated as cytosolic purine 5'-nucleotidase-like. Bases 110 to 1708 code for a protein of 532 amino acids. The transcript has 18 exons. The record is from RefSeq and is a predicted model, not a curated record. NCBI's taxonomy places the organism in Eukaryota, Metazoa, Chordata, Lepidosauria, Squamata, Lacertidae. Gene Ontology annotation, molecular function: 5'-nucleotidase activity.